Molecule: messenger RNA, 2025 nt
Organism: Podospora pseudocomata
Lineage: Eukaryota; Fungi; Ascomycota; Sordariomycetes; Sordariales; Podosporaceae
Exons: 1
Coding region: 1-2025 (674 amino acids)
Biological process (GO): regulation of DNA-templated transcription
Molecular function (GO): zinc ion binding; DNA-binding transcription factor activity, RNA polymerase II-specific
Source: RefSeq, a predicted model, not a curated record
AUGACAACCCGAACGAGAUCCUCCGAGGGGUGUUGGACCUGCCGACUCCGCCGCAAAAAGUGCGACGAAACCAGGCCGGUGUGCGAGGGCUGCAGCACGCUGGGGAUCGACUGCUUGUACAGCGAGGAAAAGCCACAGUGGAUGGACGGCGGGGAUUGGCAAAAGGCAAGAGGGGAGUGGGUGAAGCAGGAGAUCAAGAGGGUUGCUGCCCAGAGGAGGGAGAAGAGGUACAUGAAGGAUUUGGAGUCCGGUGUUGGGGAGAUAGGGUUGGAUAUGGGAAGGGUUGAGGUUGGCGUCAUCACGACGGGGACACUGCAGCUACUAUCUGGUGUUAGUGUUGGUGGUGGUGAUGGUGGCGACACUGUUGGGGGGGUGACAAUACUACCAGAUGGCGAGAAGGGUAGCGGGAUGGGCGUUGAAACCGACAAUAUCCCAACCGGCGCCACAUCAACCGACACCACCGCCAUUGCGACACCUUGCUCCUCCUCUAGUCCCCCGCCUUCAAAUAUCCCGUCCCGUCAUCAACAAACUGACAGCGCUGACCCAGAUGGAGAAGACCACACCGGCAUCCCCGCCUCCGAGCGCGACGCCCACAGAACAAUGUUCUACCUCGACUACGUCUUCCCCUUCCUCUUCCCUUUCUACCGCCCUACCCUCCUCGACUUUGGUCGCGGCUGGUUGCUCGUCCUGCUACAGCGCAACCAAGCCCUCUUCCACGUCGCACAGACAAUGGCGGGGUACUUUUACGGUAUCAUCCUCUCCAGCGAAGACAACAAAGAAGACGUCCCCGAGCUGUGCAAGAGCCAUAAUUUUGACGCCAUCCAACGGGAGCAGGAGUUGGGGCUGCAGUGGUUAAGAAGGGCGAUUCAGGGGGUCGUCGACAAAGGUGUGGAAGGGCAUCUCAAGGAGGCGAGCGAGGUGGUGGCCUGUAUUGUUCAGCUACUGACGAGCGAGGUCGCGGUAGGGAAUGGAUGGAAUUGGAGGGUGCAUCUUGAUGCGGCGGCGCAGUUGUGGGGUGAGACGUGGAGGUUUCAUGGGAUCGGAAGGGUUGAUGUGGGAGGGGAGGAGGGAGAGAGGGAGGUGGUGUGCUUUAUGAUGUUGCUUUUACAGCUGGGCACGAAUCCAAAGAGCUUUACCCCGAUGGGGCAGCCUUGGGGCACGGGGCAGGCUACGUUGCGGUUUUUUAGCGCGCAGUUGUUGUUUUUGGAUGUGGUGGGGAGUACGGCUUUGGGUGAGGGACCGAGGUUGCAGAGGUGGCAUGGGCAUUUGUUGGAUACUAUCGGGAGGGAAGAGUUGGAACGGAUUGUGGGGGUGAAGGUAAAGGAGAAGGAGAUGGACUUGCCGCAUUUGAAGUUGGUGGAGUUUAUUGGGUUGGAGAAUUGGGUUGUGGUGGCUGUUGGGCAGGUUGCUGCGCUGGAUGGGUAUAAGAAGGAGAGGAAGAGGAUGGGGGCGUUGUCGGUGACGGAGUUGGUCGAACGGGCGAGGGUGAUUCAGAGGAGGAUUCGGGAUGGGUUGGCGGGAUUGGGAGAGCCGGAGGUUAAACAUGCUUGCCCAUCCAGCGGGCCUGUGCCGAAAGACCAUCCACUGUUGCAUUUCACGGCACAGGGCAUGAUUUCACCUCAAUCUAUGCACAGUACUGCUGUACAUACGAGAAUCUGGGCUCAGGCAACGUUGACAUAUCUCCAAGUGGUCAUUUCUGGGUGGCAGCCAGCAAGUCAGGAGAUACACCACUCGGUCACAGAGACUCUUAAUCUGAUGCUUUAUUGCGUUCCAGCACCAGCCUGUCUCAGAGUAUUGGUUUGGCCAUUCACUGUUACCGGAUGUCUGGCUGCUCCAGAACAGGAGCAAAUAUUCCGGGAUAUGGUCGCCGCCAUGGGGUGCUUGAGGAAUUUUGGCACCAUCAAAGAGGGACUGGCCAUCAUGGAGCACGUAUGGGCAAACCGGGCCCAGAUCGAGCAAAAUGCAGACCAGUGGGAUAUCGCCGCAUGUUUAAGUUGUCUGGGUCAGCCUUCGCUCCUGAUCUGA